Molecule: messenger RNA, 216 nt
Organism: Pyricularia pennisetigena
Lineage: Eukaryota; Fungi; Ascomycota; Sordariomycetes; Magnaporthales; Pyriculariaceae
Exons: 2
Coding region: 1-216 (71 amino acids)
Source: RefSeq, a predicted model, not a curated record
AUGUUCACUCCCGUCCUGCAUUUGCACCUCGUCGUCCUCCACAUUACCCGUCCUCCGCCUCCGAAUGAUGGCGACGGGUCUCGGAAGCUUCUUGAUCUCGCCGGACCCGCCGUCUUCCGAUUUGCCGGCCAUGUAUUCGGGAAAGUCAAGCCGGCCGACCUGGGUGGUGGCCCCAGCAGCGAGCUCACUCGCCGAUCCCUCGCCUGUAUUGAUUGA